Mytilinidion resinicola is the source of this 1624-nucleotide messenger RNA. RefSeq lists its product as uncharacterized. The record is from RefSeq and is a predicted model, not a curated record. The transcript has 3 exons. The coding region runs from base 86 to 1312 and encodes 408 amino acids. NCBI's taxonomy places the organism in Eukaryota, Fungi, Ascomycota, Dothideomycetes, Mytilinidiales, Mytilinidiaceae.
GUCUUUUGCUCUUUCAACCCCGUGACUUCUUCACUUUCCAUCUUAUCACUCCUCUUCACUGAACGAGCAUCCACACAUUACCAAUAUGAGUUUCCUAUACCCAGGCACUCGAGUUUUUACUCCCACAAAUGGGCCGCAGCUCACUCUAACCGUGGUCCCCGCCAUCCUGCUCCCUCUAGCGACAAUGGCAGUCUUCACAAGAUUAUAUUCGAGGCAUAUAACCAAGCAGAAGCUUGCCCCUGAUGACUGGCUAGUCACUAUUGCCCUCGCUCUAGGCUAUGCACUAUACGCAGAUAUCGUCGUAUGCGUAGUAUUGGGUGGUUUGGGAUCUCACAUUACUGAGAUUGGGCCAGGGAACUUUGUUAUAUUUGCAAAGUCUGGUGCAGUUGCCUCUGGUAUCCUAUGGGGAUCGGCAGUCGUCGUCACGCAGCUAUCAAUUCUCGCCUUCUACGUACGCAUUUUUGGAAUCGCCCAACCAUGGGUCAAAUACUGCGCCUAUGCACUUAUGGCCAUGGUAUCCGGCUGGUGGUUUGCCCUUUUCGGCAGUAUCAUGGGCGAGUGCAUCCCUAUGGACAAACUCUGGAACCCAAUGGAAUCGGGCUCUUGCAUCGACCAGAAUAAGAUGUGCGGCGGCGGAGGAAUUGCUCAUGUCAUCCUCGAUUUCUUCAUCCUCCUACUUCCUCUGUACCCUGUCUGGAAGCUUCACACCAGUGUCCGCCGCAAGCUCUACGUUUCCAUGAUCUUCCUCCUCGGUCUCAUCGCAACCCUCUGCUCAAUCCUCCGCGUAACUUGCCUCAUCGACCUUGUCAAGAUCGACGAUACCGACGCAACCUACUCCAUGUGGCUCGCCUUCUUCCUCGAGAUCCUUGAAGUCUGCUGCGGCAUCACCGCCGUGUCUAUCCCUGCCUUCCCACCCGUAAUGGCGCGCUUUGCCAGCGUUCGCUCCCGCAUUAGUUCCUACACCAAGAGCCUGCUCAGCCCUCGAUCGCGUCUCUCAUCCCGUUUCUCGUCGUCAAAACGAGACUCCAAUGGCUCGGAGAAGCAGUCAUAUGGGAAGCCGUAUGGUAGCAGCUCUAAGCGGUCUGGACCAGAUAGCUCGCCUCAACUACCGAAGAAUAUCUCAUUCAUCACCUCGCCUGCUUUCAUUGGUACGGAGGGCUACCAGGAGAGCGAGAAGUCGUCUGAUAAGAGCACAUUCUCAAUGGAGAGGGGUAGUGAAGAACACAUAGUGGAGCCGGAGCAGGCUCAUGUUUCGCACGGCUGGGCGGUGCCUUCAUCGAAGCAUGAUACUCUCGGUGAUAACGCAGUUUAAGUACCGUGUGGGGAUUGUUUAUGUGAUACCCAUUUCUCUUUCUAGAGGGCGCACCUCCAUUUGCACUGGUUUUGUGCUAAACGUUUCGAGUUGGGGUUUGGAACCAAGAAGUGGAAAGGGAACGAAGUUAUGACACGAAGAAAUAUGAGACUCUAUGCCGCAAUAUAGCGGAUAAAUGAGAUGAAGUUAGUCAAUACUUGACUAUGAUAUACGUAUACUCAAGUUCCGUGAUAUAAUCCCCAUUAUGAAACCAUUGCGGUGAACACGGGGAAGACGGAGUGCAAAUAUUGGCCGAAAUGAACAUCAUAUAUA